Molecule: messenger RNA, 1703 nt
Organism: Lucilia sericata (common green bottle fly)
Lineage: Eukaryota; Metazoa; Arthropoda; Insecta; Diptera; Calliphoridae
Product: actin-5, muscle-specific
Exons: 3
Coding region: 298-1428 (376 amino acids)
Biological process (GO): mitotic cytokinesis
Source: RefSeq, a predicted model, not a curated record
AUCUCUCUGAAAAAUGAUUUUAAAAUAAAUAUAUAUUGUUUUGUUGUUAUUGUUCUACUCUAAAGUGAUUUGUUUUAAUAAUAUUUGAUUGCAAAUGUAUGAGUGUAACUGUGCGUGAGUGUAUGAGUGAGUUAGUGUCAUAUGAAGGGAAGAAUCAUGUUGAUUUAAAAAGACGUUGAUCUGUAUCAACUAGAAUCACUCUGGUCGCUGCAACAUUCGCAUAAACAUACCAUCCGGUUGUUCCGUUGUUCAUUCUUUUUUCAAGUGUCAGUACAGUUAAUCUAAACCAACGCCAAAAUGUGUGAUGAUGAACCCUCUGCUCUUGUCGUAGACAAUGGAUCUGGUAUGUGCAAGGCUGGUUUCGCUGGCGAUGAUGCUCCACGUGCCGUCUUCCCCUCCAUUGUUGGCCGUCCACGCCAUCAAGGUGUGAUGGUCGGUAUGGGUCAAAAGGAUUGCUACGUUGGUGAUGAAGCCCAGAGCAAACGUGGUAUUCUUACUUUGAAAUAUCCCAUUGAACACGGUAUCAUCACCAACUGGGAUGAUAUGGAAAAAGUAUGGCAUCAUACCUUCUACAAUGAAUUGCGUGUAGCCCCUGAAGAACAUCCCGUCUUGUUGACUGAAGCUCCUUUGAAUCCCAAAGCCAAUCGUGAGAAGAUGACUCAAAUCAUGUUUGAGACCUUCAACUCACCCGCCAUGUAUGUUGCCAUCCAGGCUGUAUUGUCUCUAUACGCCUCCGGUCGUACCACUGGUAUUGUAUUGGAUUCUGGUGAUGGUGUCUCUCACACUGUACCCAUCUAUGAAGGUUAUGCUUUGCCCCAUGCCAUCCUCCGUUUGGAUUUGGCUGGUCGCGACUUGACUGAUUACUUGAUGAAGAUCUUGACCGAAAGAGGUUAUUCCUUCACCACCACUGCUGAACGUGAAAUUGUACGUGAUAUUAAGGAAAAAUUGUGCUAUGUUGCUUUGGACUUUGAGCAAGAAAUGGCUACUGCUGCUGCCUCCACCUCAUUGGAGAAAUCCUAUGAAUUGCCUGAUGGUCAAGUCAUCACCAUUGGCAACGAACGUUUCCGUUCCCCCGAAGCUCUCUUCCAACCCUCUUUCUUGGGUAUGGAGUCUUGCGGUAUUCAUGAAACUGUCUACCAAUCCAUCAUGAAGUGCGAUGUCGACAUCAGAAAGGACUUGUAUGCCAACAAUGUCUUGUCUGGUGGUACCACCAUGUAUCCUGGUAUUGCUGAUCGUAUGCAAAAGGAAAUCACUGCCUUGGCUCCAUCUACCAUUAAGAUUAAGAUCAUUGCCCCACCUGAAAGAAAAUACUCCGUAUGGAUUGGUGGCUCCAUCUUGGCCUCCUUGUCUACCUUCCAACAGAUGUGGAUCUCCAAACAGGAAUACGAUGAAUCCGGUCCCGGCAUUGUCCACCGCAAAUGCUUCUAAGCAUUUCUUGUUGAUUUUCUUUUUUAUUUAAGCGUAAAAGACAUGAUUAUUUAACAUCUUCAACAACAACAACAUUUGGGUAAUAACAACGUAGCCUCUAACUGAUUACCAACCAGAACUAGAGCUGCUGUUGCGCUUCGAAAAGAAAAACUCACCCACUUCAAAGUAACAGAAACAAAAUUUGUUUUAGAAAUGUCCUUUUUUGUAUAUUUUUUGUUCAUUUUGUUUUGUAAGUAAUAAAAAAAAAUAAUAAAAACAAAUACAUUAAAAAACUA